UUGACAGCAAAAUAAAAUACAUACUUGACUCUGUGGGUUUUAGUACCUAUUUUUCAAUAAAUUUCGGGUUUGGUGUCGGUCGGCGAUUAAAUUUAAUUAAUAUUGAGAUCUCUAAUUAAUUUAGGCGUCAAAUAAGAAGCUCAAAGAUGUCUUUAGAUUCUGAUACAGAAGCGGAUAUCUUGGAAAAUGUAGAGGAAGUGAUGGACAAUUUAUUAAAAGAACUUCAAGAUCUUUAUUCAUAUAGGGAUUUGUUUUUUGAAAACCACUCUAUUGAUUUGGCUGUGGAGAAAAAUAAACGGGUAGAAGAAAAGAAAGAAGUGUUAGUUGAGAAAUUUGAGUCAAUUGAUGCGGACACGCAAAUACCUGAAGUACUUCGAGCCAAAUUUCUCUACAUGAAAGGACGAUGCUAUAACAUAAGUCCUACUUACGAUGCAAGAGCUACACAAUGCCUCAGUAAGGCUGUUAAGCUUUGCCCAGCACUAAUAGAUGCGUGGAAUGAACUCGGAGAAAGCUAUUGGAAAAAUAUGAAUGUAAAAGAGGCGAAAUCUAGUUUUGAAGGUGCCUUGAAACAUGAACGCAACCGUUUGUCACUGCGAUGCCUAUCAAUCAUUCUGCGCCAGGAGAACAGUGAUAAAAAGCGUUCAGAAGCCCAUGCAGCUAUUAUGAAAAGCGUUGAUUUGGCUAAGGAAGCUGUAAGCCAGGACAUAAAGGAUGGGGUGUCCUGGUCUGUGCUGGGCAAUGCCUAUCUGUGUCAGUUCUUCAUGGUUGCUCAAGAUCCUGCUACAUUGAAGCUGUGUAUGAGUGCUUAUAAGCAAGCUUCAUUGGACCCCAUUGCUAAAGGACAGCCUGAUUUGUAUUACAAUAAGGGGAUUGCUCUAAAAUAUUCAGAGAUCUACGACGAAGCAUUAUUUAACUUUGAGUAUGCCAGUCGGUUGGACCCACCGUGGCAGCCUCCGAAGCAAGAGCGAAUGAGACUGGUCACCUUCUUGAAUGCAGCUCACAGCCUGGUGCGGACCAGGGGCAAACUGAAGGCUAAGAAGCUGGCUACUAUGGUGCAGGCCAUUGACAAAAAGAUGUUGGGCGUCUACGGCGAAGGUCUACAUGCUUUCGCUGGUCGCCGUGAGGUGGCGCUUGAGCAUACUCGCUUGGAUGCCUUGGAAGACGGUCCGAAUGAAGCCAGGGUGAUUCUGGGCAAAGUUGUGGGCUCCAUACAUAACGAUAAUGCGGUACCAUUCACAUUCGCUCUAAUAGACGAGAGCAUGGAAUGCGUGCUAGUGACGGUUUACAACUGGGCGGACGGUCGCGGCGCCAUCAUAGGCGACUGUGUCACCAUACCCGAGCCACUCAUGCGCACACACAAGUAUGAGGCGGAAGAUGUGAGCUUCGACUUCAAGUCAAUACGUAUCAACAAUCCUCUGCUUCUUCUUGUGAACGGGAAAAGGGUCGCACGCAAUCAGUUUGCGUGCACGAGAGUCACCAGUACCUAUGAAAUACACUGAGAAACGCUAAAAUCGAGGCGGCAAGGCGAGAUGAGAUCUAACAUUCGGAACGGAAAAUGGGAAUUUCGAGAAAAACCCUGUUGGGAGCAGUUGUAAAGGUAAUCAUCGUCAUUGCUUACCAUCAGGCAAGAUAAUGGCCAAUGCCAAAAAAAAACCAGUGCCAAAAAUUACUUAUCCCAAAAA
Spodoptera litura is the source of this 1682-nucleotide messenger RNA. RefSeq names its product tetratricopeptide repeat protein 5. The record is from RefSeq and is a predicted model, not a curated record. Lineage: Eukaryota; Metazoa; Arthropoda; Insecta; Lepidoptera; Noctuidae. Gene Ontology annotation, molecular function: protein binding.